Molecule: messenger RNA, 2376 nt
Organism: Tupaia belangeri chinensis (Chinese tree shrew)
Lineage: Eukaryota; Metazoa; Chordata; Mammalia; Scandentia; Tupaiidae
Gene: UTP15
Product: UTP15 small subunit processome component
Exons: 13
Coding region: 466-2022 (518 amino acids)
Biological process (GO): positive regulation of transcription by RNA polymerase I; rRNA processing
Cellular component (GO): nucleolus
Molecular function (GO): protein binding
Source: RefSeq, a predicted model, not a curated record
CUUUUUUGUUUUGCUUUUUUUUUUUUUUUUUUCCUUCCUCUACACUCCGAGUACUGCAGAGACAGUAUUUCCCUUGACCGCUGGGGCACGAGCGCAAGGCCCCCGUUCGGUCCUCCGGCCACGCCUUCUGCUCCUGACCACCCCGCCCACCUAGCCCGCCGUUGCGUCAUCCAGCUGCGUGAGUCUCAAGAGCAUGCGCCGUUACGUCAUCCUCCAGCGACGGGAGGAUGUGUGCCGUGUGCGCUGUGAAUGCCGGCUCUUAGUUGAUGGUCCGCGUGAUUUUGCGCCUGUGAUACGGAGUGGUCUAGGGUAGAGAGCUGGUAAAGUCUAAUAAAUUGUCCUUGGAGCUGGCGAGCCUCGGCCGACCCACGGGCCCCAGAGGAGACAUAAGGCACAGUCGGUAUAAUUACUUCUGAUCAGUUUCAAACUAUUGACCCUUGGGCAACAGUGCAAUUAUAUGAAAUUAUGGCUGGUUAUAAGCCUGCAGCUAUUCAGACAUAUCCUAUACUUGGUGAAAAAAUCACCCAAGAUACUCUGUACUGGAACAACUAUAAGACCCCUGUUCAGAUUAAGGAGUUCGGUGCAGUGUCAAAAGUAGACUUUUCUCCACAGCCUCCUUAUAAUUAUGCUGUCACAGCCUCCUCAAGGAUUCACAUUUAUGGCCGAUAUUCCCAGGAACCUAUAAAAACCUUCUCCCGAUUUAAAGACACAGCAUACUGUGCUACUUUUCGACAGGAUGGUAGAUUGCUUGUGGCAGGAAGUGAAGAUGGUGGAGUGCAGCUUUUCGAUAUAAGUGGGAGGGCUCCCCUCAGGCAGUUCGAAGGCCAUACAAAAGCAGUUCAUACAGUAGAUUUUACAGCUGACAAAUACCAUGUAGUCUCUGGAGCUGAUGAUUAUACAGUUAAAUUAUGGGAUAUUCCAAACUCCAAAGAAAUUCUGACAUUCAAAGAACAUACUGAUUACGUGAGGUGUGGAUGUGCUAGCAAACUGAACCCAGACCUCUUUGUAACAGGGUCAUACGAUCAUACUGUGAAGAUGUUUGAUGCACGAACAAAUAAAAGCGUUCUCUCUGUUGAGCAUGGGCAGCCAGUGGAGAGUGUCCUGCUUUUUCCCUCUGGGGGUCUUCUAGUAUCAGCAGGAGGUCGUUAUGUUAAAGUCUGGGACAUGUUGAAAGGAGGACAGUUGCUAGUGUCUUUGAAAAAUCAUCACAAAACUGUGACAUGUUUAUGUCUGAGCAGUUCUGGACAGAGGUUACUCUCUGGCUCCCUGGAUAGGAAAGUAAAAGUAUAUAGCACAGCUUCCUACAAAGUAGUCCAUAGUUUUGAUUAUGCAGCAUCAAUCUUGAGUCUUGCACUUGCACAUGAAGAUGAGACAAUAGUUGUAGGAAUGACCAAUGGAAUAUUGAGUGUUAAACAUAAGAAAUCUGAAGCAAAAAAGGAUUCUCUUCCCAGGAGAAGAAGGCCUGCAUAUCGAACCUUUAUUAAAGGAAAAAAUUACAUGAAGCAACGGGAUGACAUUUUGAUCAGUAGGCCAGCAAAGAAACAUCUAGAAUUGUAUGACAGGGAUCUGAAAAACUUUCGGAUCUCUAAGGCACUUGACAGAGUCCUCGAGCCCAGUUGUACAAUAAAGACACCCGAGAUUACAGUUUCCAUCAUAAAGGAGCUAAAUCGAAGAGGAGUCCUUGCAAAUGCCCUCGCAGGUCGGGAUGAAAAGGAGAUCAGUCGCAUUCUUAAUUUUUUGAUAAGAAAUCUCUCACAGCCAAGAUUUGCCCCUGUUUUGAUCAAUGUUGCUGAAAUAAUUAUUGAUAUAUAUCUGCCUGUGAUUGGUCAGUCACCUGUAGUGGAUAAAAAGUUUUUACUACUCCAAGGACUUGUGGAAAAAGAGAUUGAUUACCAAAGAGAACUUCUAGAAACCUUGGGAAUGAUGGAUAUGCUUUUUGCUACCAUGACAAGGAAAGAAAGCACUUCUAUAUUGAAACAUACAUCUGAUGGAUUUCUAGAGAACAAGAAGAUAGAAUCAUAGUGUCUGCUUAAUAAGACACAUAAGAACUCCUAAUUUGGAAUGGAUUUGACUCCAUUAACUGAUAGAAAGAGAAUCUCUUUGAUAUAUUUAGAAAAGUAUUUAUGGGAGCAAUUAUAUGGAAGACACUGGAAUAAUUAUGAUUGGAAGAUAAGUACCUAGUUUAAGACAUGGUUUUCCAUGUAAUAUUUUGAAUUAUUUGAUGGCAUUUUCAGCUAGAAAAUCUCAAUUGUCUUAGUCAUGAUAUAUGUCUACCUUGGAUGAAUUGAUACUAAUUUUUUUUGGAGAGGUUUUCGCUAUAGGGCACGUGUGCUCACCAGACAGAGAGAGACAUAGAGACAGAAAGCGAGAAAUCAC